AUGCCUAACUAUGCUAAGUUUAUGAAAGAUCUUUUGUCUAGAAAGCAUAAAUUGCAGGAAUUUGAAACAGUGGCUCUCACAGAGGAGUGCAGUGCCAUAAUUCAGAAGAAGUUUCCACCAAAGGUUCGAGAUCCAUGGAGUUUUAACAUCUCGAUUGCGAUAGGCAACAUUAAUGUUGGUCGGGCAUUGUGUGAUCUUGGAGAAAACAUCAACCUUAUGCCACUUUCAGUGAUGAAGACUCUGGGAAUUUUUGAGCUGAAGCCUACUAUGGUGUUUCUCCAACUUGCUGACAGAACAUUGAGAAGACCAAACAGAGUAAUAGAAGAUGUACUUGUCAAGGUAUAUAAGUUCAUCUUCCAUGCAGACUUCGUAGUCCUUGAAAUGGAAGAAAAAGGAGACAUGCCUCUUUUGUUGGGUAGGUCGUUCCUUGCCACAACUAGAGCCAUGAUUGACAUGGAGAAAGGAAAGCUGGAGCUGAGAAUGGAUGGCGAAAAAGUUACCAUUAAUGUGUUUGAUGCUACGAAGCACGCUGAAGAUAAUAGAGACUGCUUCCGGGUGGACAUUCUUGAAGAGCUGUUCCUGGAAAAGAAAUAUGAUUGGACUCUUGAAGAAGAAGUAGAAUUCUUUGACGAGAACCCUCCAAAGGAAAAUGCUAAAAUUCCAAUGGAAGAGUUAAAGAAUAAAGAGUGA
This is a messenger RNA of Gastrolobium bilobum, 690 nucleotides long. RefSeq lists its product as uncharacterized. Lineage: Eukaryota; Viridiplantae; Streptophyta; Magnoliopsida; Fabales; Fabaceae. The transcript has a single exon. The coding region runs from base 1 to 690 and encodes 229 amino acids. The record is from RefSeq and is a predicted model, not a curated record.